Messenger RNA from Orbicella faveolata, 1244 nucleotides. Its product is annotated as malate dehydrogenase, mitochondrial-like. Gene Ontology annotation, biological process: tricarboxylic acid cycle; malate metabolic process. Gene Ontology annotation, cellular component: cytoplasm; mitochondrion. NCBI's taxonomy places the organism in Eukaryota, Metazoa, Cnidaria, Anthozoa, Scleractinia, Merulinidae. Gene Ontology annotation, molecular function: L-malate dehydrogenase (NAD+) activity. The record is from RefSeq and is a predicted model, not a curated record.
CUCCUGUUCUCGGUUCUCGAUCUUCUCGAUCAAGAUCUGCAAGAAUUUCCACACAGUUUAGAACUUUCAAGAUGUUUUCAAGAACCGCCUUCCGUUUACAUGACGCCAGCAAAGCUAUAAGAGGUUUCUCGGUAGCUGCUCAGAACCAACAGAAAGUUGCUGUUCUCGGUGCUGCUGGAGGAAUUGGCCAGCCUAUGUCACUGCUAAUGAAACAGCAUACGGCCAUCAGCCAUUUGGCUUUGUACGAUAUCGUCAACACACCAGGUGUUGUUGCAGACAUCAGCCACAUUUGCACACCAGCCAAAGUUACAAGCCAUCAGGGCCCAGAUGACCUCCAGAGUGCCUUAGAAGGCUGUGCAGCUGUCGUUAUUCCUGCUGGAGUCCCAAGAAAGCCAGGCAUGACCCGUGAUGAUCUUUUUAAUACAAAUGCUUCCAUUGUACAAACUCUUUCAGAAGCCUGCGCCAAGUUUUGCCCCAAGGCUAUCAUUUGCAUUAUCUCAAAUCCUGUGAACUCUACUGUCCCAAUUGCAAGUGAAGUGUUCAAGAAAGCUGGAGUUUAUGAUCCAGCUCGAAUCCUAGGUGUCACCACACUGGACAUUGUGAGAGCAAAUACAUUUGUUGCUGAAGCUAAGGCUAUUGAGCCAAAAAAAGUCAGUGUCAAGAAGGUUUUAACAUAUGCUGCUCGCAUGAUAUUGUUUGUCUUCAAGACUUCACCAAAGACAUCCUUUACAGACGAGGAGACAGAGAAACUUACUGAUCGCAUUCAAAAUGCAGGCACAGAAGUGGUGAAUGCAAAAGCUGGAUCUGGAUCUGCUACUCUUUCAAUGGCAUAUGCUGGAACAAAGUUUAUUUCCUCUGUCCUUGCUGCACUCAAUGGUCAGAAGAAUAUGGUGGAGUGUGCAUUUAUCAAGUCAGACGUCUGUGACACAGGAUACUUUGCUUCACCUGUAGAACUUGGGCCCAAUGGCGUGGAGACAAACUUGGGAAUCGGAAAACUGUCUGCAUACGAGACAAAGAAGCUAGAAGAGGUGAUCCCCGAACUGAAGAAGAAUAUUAAGAAAGGCGAAGACUUCGUUUUGGGAAAGUGAUUCCGUUGUGCUCUUUGUCUGAAGCUUAGGCGGGAGUUUCUUGUGUUCCGGCAUUCUUUGCUAAUUUAUCGAAUCUAUAUAGCUCUUUUGCAGUCUGCUGAACGAAUGUACAAACUCCGGUCCAAGAAAGGAUCGAUUAAAAGAAUGUUUUUAUCA